AUCCACUCUAUUUCUCUCUGAAGUGUGAUGUAUCGUCACUAUCGUUUUACGUUAAUUGUUGAGUAACUAAAUGUUUUGCUGUAUAAAGAUACUGAAAUUAAAGAAAAUUAGUUGCUUGACAAUUAUUUAUUUAUACUUAUGACAGCGUAUGCUGUAUUUAACGGCUUUAUGGUUUCAAUUGUAUAGUUGAUAACUUAUAAUAUACUUGUGAUGGCUGUGUCGAAGUCUACGAAUACAUACAAUCGUCAGAAUUGGGAAGAUUCCGAUUUCCCGAUUUUAUGUCAAACAUGCCUUGGUGAUAACCCCUACAUUCGAAUGACUAAAGAGAAAUAUGGCAAGGAGUGUAAGAUCUGUGUACGCCCUUUCACCGUAUUUAGAUGGUGUCCGGGAGCAAGAAUGCGUUUCAAGAAAACAGAAAUCUGUCAAACAUGUUCAAAAUUGAAAAAUGUUUGCCAAACAUGCCUCUUAGAUCUUGAAUAUGGAUUACCAAUACAAGUCCGAGAUGCUGCUCUUAAAAUACAAGACGAUCUACCUCGUAAUGAGGUCAAUAAAGAAUAUUAUAUUCAGAACUUAGAUAGUCAAAUGUCUAAAUUUGAUCCAAGCCAGCCGAGCAAUUCCGCUCUGAAAUCAAAGGGUGCAUCAGAUCUACUGAUGCGGCUAGCUAGAACGGCUCCUUACUACAAGCGUAAUAGACCUCAUGUGUGUUCGUUUUGGGUUAAAGGAGAGUGUAGGAGAGGUGAGGAGUGUCCUUACCGACACGAGAAACCAACAGAUCCCGACGACCCCUUGGCAGAUCAAAAUAUUAAGGAUAGAUACUAUGGUGUAAAUGAUCCCGUGGCGGAGAAGUUAAUGCGUCGUGCUGCGGCUAUGCCAGCACUGCCACCUCCCGAAGACAGAACAGUUACUACAUUAUACAUCGGCAAUCUGCCGGAAAAUAUUACUGAAGAGGAAUUAAGAGGCCACUUCUAUCAAUAUGGUGAAAUAAGGUCAUUGACUCUAGUCCCGAGGGCUCAAUGUGCAUUUGUUCAAUAUACUACUCGGAGUGCGGCCGAGCAUGCAGCCGAGAAGACCUUCAAUAGGUUGGUGAUAGCUGGCAGGAGACUUGCCAUUAAGUGGGGAAAAUCACAAGGACGACAAGGUCCAUCGGAGGCUAUCGAGGCAGGUGUUCCAUUGGAGCCAGUUCCUGGUCUGCCGGCUGCUCUGCCACCACCACCUGCCUUCCUCCAUCCCUUCCCGCCACAGAUGCCGCCGCCGCCGAAUCGUCCGAACGACUUCUUCAAUCUGCAUCACUACGGCGGUCCUCGGGCGUGGGCCUGGCCUCCUCCCGGGCCUCCGCCUUCCCACCCCGCGCCCCCCGCGCCCAUGCACUACCCCAGCCAGGAUCCGUCAAGACUCGGACACGCCCACUCAGCGACGCCACAGACAUAAUAAAUAUUUUCCUCCCCAUCACAACCUUCCUUUUAUUUACAAUGAAAAUUACACCAGAGACAAUAAAUAUCUUUUGAAUAUUUAUAAAAAGUCAUUUCAUACAGCGUCCUCCAGAGUGCUCCAGCUAUUGAGGUGAUAUGUUAAAAAAUAUGAUGUCUAUGAUUAGAUGGGUGCCUAAGUCUACAGAUGAUGAACUCCAUAGACAAUUAAAUAUGUUUUAAUCUCAAUAGUUCCUUAGUAGUGGGCAUUAUACGUGAGAAUGUUACAUUAAAGAGAACUCUAGAUUUAACUAAUUGUUAUUUUUUUAUAUUUUCUGUAAAAUGUGAUUAUUUCAGACAUUAAAUAUUAUGAAUAUAAAUA
This is a messenger RNA of Danaus plexippus (monarch butterfly), 1788 nucleotides long. Its product is annotated as pre-mRNA-splicing factor RBM22. The transcript is spliced from 7 exons. The coding region runs from base 211 to 1428 and encodes 405 amino acids. The record is from RefSeq and is a predicted model, not a curated record. Gene Ontology annotation, cellular component: Prp19 complex; U2-type catalytic step 1 spliceosome; U2-type catalytic step 2 spliceosome. NCBI's taxonomy places the organism in Eukaryota, Metazoa, Arthropoda, Insecta, Lepidoptera, Nymphalidae. Gene Ontology annotation, molecular function: U6 snRNA binding; pre-mRNA binding; metal ion binding.